This is a messenger RNA of Camarhynchus parvulus, 9982 nucleotides long. RefSeq names its product proline rich coiled-coil 2C (gene PRRC2C). Gene Ontology annotation, biological process: cell differentiation. Bases 353 to 8422 code for a protein of 2689 amino acids. The transcript has 35 exons. Lineage: Eukaryota; Metazoa; Chordata; Aves; Passeriformes; Thraupidae. The record is from RefSeq and is a predicted model, not a curated record.
GCGGGGCUGCUGCUUCCUUCUCCCGCUCUCCUUUUUGCCCCCCGCUUUUCUCCUUUUUUUUAGCGGCUCUUGAUCUGCUCCUUCCUCCCUUCCCCUCCUCUCCCUCCCUCCCUUUCUCUCUCUGGGGGUUCCCGCAGGAAGGCGCCGAGCCCUGCGCGCGUUCGCGCUCACUCCGCGGCUCUGAUUCCUCUGCAGGAGCGCGGGGGAAGCGCAGCCUUGUCCUGGGGGUGCUGGAGGCAGAGCGCCUCGCUUUUCCAACUUGCAAUCCGCAUCCGGGGCUCGUUGACUCCUCGCCUACGGCAGAUUUUGAGGAGCGAACGGAAGGUACCGGACUCGAUGAGUUUCCAGCGAAAUGUCGGAAAAGUCAGGCCAGAGUACAAAAGCAAAGGAUGGAAAAACAAAGUAUGCAACACUCAGUCUGUUUAAUACUUACAAGGGAAAGUCACUGGAAACUCAGAAAACCACAGUUGCUGCACGCCAUGGAUUGCAGAGUCUUGGAAAAGUUGCUAUUUCCAGGAGGAUGCCUCCCCCAGCUAAUCUGCCCAGCCUCAAAGCAGAGAACAAAGGCAACGACCCCAAUGUGAACAUUGUGCCUAAGGAUGGCACAGGAUGGGCUUCAAAACAAGAACAGCAUGAAGAAGAGAAACAGCCAGACGUGCCGCAGACCCAGCCAAAACCUGCUGUUCCUGCUCCUCCAGAAGCAGCUCCUGUUGCCAAAUCCUGGGCCAACACCAAGCCAGGACAAGAUGGUCCACCUAUUCCAAUCAAUAGUUAUUUCCAGCAAGAAUUCCCCAGUCUGCCGGCAGCUGGGGAUCAGGAAAAGUCAGGCAAGGAUAAGGAUGCAGCUGAAGAUGGAUCAGGAGCCAACCUACGACCACAGAAUCAAGAAGCUAAGGGACAAGAAGAUGGCAGUGCUACAUCAGCAGAACAGAAUGAUGGCCAGAAGGCAGGAGACAAGAGGGAUGUGAGGUUGCCCCAGGUCCCUCAGCCCAAGCUGAAUGGCCAGCAGCAGCCACCCAUCUCAUCCCAGUACAGAGCAAUGAUGCCUCCUUAUAUGUUUAAUCAGUAUCCCAGAAUGGCAUAUCCUCCCUCCAUGCAAGGUCCAACAAGAUUUCCUAAUUCUGAGCCUAGCAGAGGCCCAAGGGGAAGGGGCCCACCCUCAUGGUGCUCAGAACCUAUUGAACGCCCAUCCAUCCUCAGUGCUAGUGAACUCAAAGAGCUUGAUAAAUUUGAUAAUCUGGAUGCUGAGGCUGAUGAAGGCUGGGCAGGUGCUCAGAGUGAAGUGGAUUACACUGAGCAGUUGAAUUUCAGUGAUGAUGAUGAGCAAGGAAGCAGUCAGAAAGAGAAGGAAAGUGGUGAUGAACAAACACCGUCAAAAGAUUCCCAGAGUCCUGAUGGCCAGAAGGAAACUGAAGAACAGACAAAUGCCAAGUCUACCACCCAGGUUUCCACAGCAGCAGCCAAAGGGUCUUACAGCAAAAGCUCUCAGCUUGAUCAGGAUCGAGGUCCACCACAGCCUUCUAUACAUGAAAGAGGUGGCCCUGCUCUUCCUCCAAAAUCUAUUCUACCACCGCACCCUCCUCCCCCUGACCGGCAGAUGGGAAGGCAGGGACCCUUUCCCCCUAAACCAGUGCCAGAUGAAGAUGAAAUUUGGAAGCAGAGGAGGAGGCAGCAGUCAGAGAUCUCAGCUGCAGUGGAGCGAGCCCGUAAGCGGCGAGAGGAGGAAGAGAGGAGAAUGGAAGAGCAGCGAAAAGCAGCUUGUGCUGAGAAGCUCAAACGGUUAAACGAGAAAUUCGGCUGCAUGACAAAACCCUCCCGGGAAGACCCUCUGAAAGAAAGGGAGAGGGAGAGAGAGAGAGAAAGGGAGAGGGAGAGAGAGAGGGAACGGGAGAGGGAAAAGGAGAGGGAGCGGGAGAGGGAGCGAGAAAAAGAGAGGGAGAAGGAAAAGGAGAAAGAGAGGGAAAAGGAGAAGGAAAAGGAAAAAGAAGAAAAAGAAAAACUGGAGAAGGCAAAAGAACAAGAAGUGGAGAAAGAGAAAGAAAAAGAGGUGGAAAAAGAAGAGAAGGAGAAUGAGAAAGAGAAAGAAGAAGAGAAACCAGCACAUGAGGUUCCUGAGCCUGUAGAACCUGUGGCAACACCUGUAGUAGAAAAACAAGAAAGUGAAACCAAGAAUAACAAGGAAGAAAAAGAAGAUCAAGCAGUCUUUACUCGCCAAGACAGUGGUCGGAAUGAGAAGGAGGUUUCACAGGUGACUCAUGAGAAUGAGCCAGACUCAGGAUCCCAGCCUCGUCCUGCUGUUUCCUCAGGCUAUUCUAAGCAGUUCCAGAAGUCAUUACCACCAAGAUUUCAGAGGCAGCAGGAGCAAAUGAAACAGCAGCAGUGGCAGCAGCAGCAGCAAGGUGUCCUUCCACAGUCUGCUCCCUCCCAGCCUUCCAGUGGCCCUGUCCCACCCCCCCAGCACAGACCCCUCUACCAGCCCAUGCAGCCCCAUCCCCAGCAUUUGGCUUCCAUGGGCUUCGACCCCCGCUGGCUCAUGAUGCAAUCCUACAUGGACCCACGGAUGAUGUCAGGAAGACCUGCCAUGGAUAUGCCUCCUAUUCAUCCAGGAAUUAUGCCUCCCAAGCCACUGAUGAGAAGAGAGCAGCUGGAGGGCUCAGCAGCUGGUUCAGAUUCCUUUGAGCACAUGGCUCGCUCUGCGAGGGAGCACAGUGUGCCUCUGUCAGAGCCACGCAUGAUGUGGGGCUCAGAGCCCUAUCCCCACACAGAAUCUCAGCAGUCCACUUCUCCUCCCAAGGUCUUAGAAGAGCCUGAUGAUUUGAGGUCUGAGGCACACUUGGAGCAAGAACGAGUUGCUGUCCCUGCCAGUGCUUAUCCUGUAGAACACAACCAGUUGGACUCUCAUCCAAAGACAGAAUUUUUCAGAGAAUCGGGAGAGGUAGAGAUACAGAAGUUCCCAAGCAGGCCUUUGGAAGAUGUACAACCUCUCCAAACUGACACAUCUAACACAGCAGUUAAUUUUGAAGGAGUGAGUGAGAAGGUUACACGUAGUUCUCCAGAAGAAUUGGUGCCUAUGGGGGAAAGUCACUCUUCAUUAAAGAGAAGCAUUUCCCAUGGUUCAAGCCACUCUCUAAAAUCAGAAGACCAGAGGAGUGAAACAGCAGCAAAUAUCCCUAAAUUAAGUAACAGACCCAUUGAGACAAAGGAGACAAUUGAGAGACUUGAGAUUAAACCGAAAAAAGAAAUUUUGAUCACUAAUAGAACAUCAGAAGGACCAAAACCUGAGAAAACUUUCAAACCUAAGUCUGAAACAAGAUGGGGUCCUAGGCCAGGUUAUGGCAGGCGAGACGAAGGUGGUGACAGACCAGUGAGAAGAUCGGGUCCUAUUAAGAAACCUGUGCUUAGGGACAUGAAGGAAGAGCGUGAGCAGAGAGAAGAGCGUGAGCAGAGAAAGGAGAAGGAAGGAGAAAAGACAGCUAAUGAAAAACCAAGCAAACCUGAAAAAAGUGACAAAAAGGAAUCACCUCAAGUGCCACUGUCUCAGGCUGAGCCCGAGAGAUCUGCCUCCAGCAGCGCUCCUCUGGCUAAGAAGAUAACCCAGGAUGCUGCCCCAGCACCAGCAAGCCAGGAGAGCAGUCAGCCCGAGGCAGCAGCUAAAGCUGUGGUGCAGCCCUCAGCCCCUGCAGUCCAGCAGCAGCUCCCAGCUGCCCAGCCUGCCACUGCCCAGCUGCCCCCAGCCCUCCCACAGCCCCCGGCCGCCCCGCCGGCCGCUCAGCCCCCGCCCCACACACAGCCCCCCGUGCCCCCCAGCAAGGAGGACAAACAGGCUGAGAAGGUGGUGAGCAAGGAGGUGGUGGAGAAACCACGCCUAGAAACCAGGCCAGUGAAAAGAGAGCCUGGCUUACCACCUAGGACAUACUGGAAGGAGGCCAGGGAUAGGGACUGGUUCCCAGAUCAGGGGUACAGAGGCAGAGGUCGGGGUGAGUAUUAUUCUAGGGGCCGUAGCUACAGGGGUUCUUACGGAGGACGUGGUCGGGGCAGUAGAGGCCAUAACAGAGAGUACCCACACUACAGAGACCCUAAGCCUAGAUCAGAGCAUGUGCCUUCAGGGCCUGUUAGGCAAAGAGAAGAGAGUGAAACUCGUAGUGAGAGUUCUGACUUUGAAGUGAUCCCGAAGCGGCGGCGCCAGCAUGGCUCGGAGACAGAUUCUGACAGCGAAGUGCACGAGAGCGCCAGCGACACCCUGCUCUCAGACAAAGACAGCAUCAUCAAGGGCAAGCACCCGAAAAGAGAAGAAAGAGCUGAUGGCAAGAAGCCUCCAAAGCCCCUGUCAUUCAAACCUGAGAAUAAUAUCAGAGUAGACAACAGAUCCCUAGAAAAAACCUACAUCAGAGAUUAUGAGAACAAGCCCAAACCAGGAUUUCUUCCUAAAGGAGAGCCUUCCAGACGAGGCAGAGGGGGAAUGUACAGGCGUGGUGGCCGGGAUCCCGGGGGACGUCCUCCACGUCCAUCCACAAUAAGGAGACCAGCCUACAGGGACAAUCAGUGGAACCCCAGGCAAACAGAGAUCAUUAAACCAGAAGAUGGAGAGCCUCCAAGAAGAAAUGAGCAUUAUGGUCCUAUACCAAUUGAUAAAAGACCUCCAAAGUUUGAGAGAAAGUUUGAUCCAAACAGAGAGAGGCCACGAAGACAGAGGCCUGCCCGGCCUCCAAGGCAGGACAAGCCACCACGCUUCAGGCGCCUAAAGGAGAGAGAGGCUGCAUCCAAGAUCAGUGAGGUGGUGACCAGCUCCACAACGAGUGCCACAGUUAAUAAUGCAGUUAAUGAGCCCUCCAACCCUGCUCUGGAUGUAUCAGGAAGUAAGACACCAGACUUGUCCAACCAGAAUUCUUCAGACCAGGCAAAUGAAGAGUGGGAAACAGCCUCAGAAAGCAGCGACUUCAAUGAGAGACGGGAAAGGGAUGAGAAGAAAACAGCAGAUGCAGCAGCACAGGUUGCUGCAAAGGCAGGAGAAAAUGCUGGAGCUCCAAAAAGGGAAAUAGCCAAGAGAAGCUUCUCUAGUCAGCGGCCUGGCAUAGACCGUCAGAACCGACGUGGCAACAACGGGCCAGCUAAGCCAGGGAGGAACUUCUCAGGGCCCCGGAGUGAAAGGCGGAGUGGUCCUCCCCCCAGAAGUGGAAAAAGAGGGCCAUUUGAAGAGCAGGCAGCACCUGUGCCUGGGGUUGAUCCUGCCAAUGGCACCACUGUACAUCAGGAGGAUGGAGGUGUCACUGCUGCAGGACAGAAGACAACCAAGGAUGCAAGUGGCAAAAAGAGAGAAGAACCAAAGGCUGGUCCAAAGAAGCCUAAGGAAAAAGUGGAUGCCUUGUCUCAAUUUGAUCUUAAUAAUUAUGCAAGUGUUGUGAUCAUUGAUGAUCACCCUGAAGUGACAGUAGUUGAAGACUCCCAAUCUAACUUGAAUGAUGAUGGUUUCACAGAAGUGGUGUCUAAGAAGCAGCAAAAACGUUUGCAAGAUGAAGAGCGCAGAAAGAAGGAAGAACAAACAGUGCAGGUUUGGACCAAAAAAGGAUCCAGCGAAAAAGGCCGAGGUCAGAAUUCCAAGCUGCCCCCCAGAUUUGCCAAAAAGCAGCAGCAGGCAGCAGCUGCAGCUGCACAGCAGGCUCAGGCUCAAGCUCAGGCUCAGCCUCCGUGCCCAGCCCAGUCUCCAGCCCAGCCCCAGGCUCCUGUUGCAGCACAGAGCCAGGCUGCAGGAGGGACAGCCAGCACAGACUACAGCGUGUCAGGCAAAGUCCUGCAGAACACCCAGCCUCACAACGGCCUGGGAGCUGAAUUAUGGGACAACAAAGUGCCUCCUACAGCAGUUCUGAAUGACAUCUCCAAAAAAUUGGGACCCAUUAGCCCACCUCAGCCACCUUCAGUCAGUGCCUGGAACAAGCCUCUGACAUCUUUUGGUUCAGCUCCAUCUCCAGAGGGGACAAAGCCUGGACAAGAAGGUGGAGUCGAUCUUGGUAUAGAAACCAUUCAGUUUGGAGCCCCAGCUUCCAGUGGCAGUGACAAUGAAGUUGGUCCUGUGCUGUCUGAGAAGUCCGCUGACAAAUUACCAGAACCCAAAGAGCAGAGACAGAAACAGCCUCGGGCUGGACCCAUCAAAGCACAAAAGCUUCCAGACUUGAGCCCGGUAGAAAACAAAGAGUACAAACCCGGCCCUAUUGGGAAAGAGCGUUCUUUAAAGAACAGGAAGGUGAAGGAUGCCCAGCAGGGAGAGCCUGAGGGACAGGAGAAGCCAUCUCCCACCUCUGUCAGAAGCCCAGAGCCUGUCACUGCAAAGGAGACCAAAGCAGCAAGCGAGCUGAGCACCGAGAUAGGAACCAUGAUAUCUGUGUCUGCUCCAGAGUUUGGGACAAGCACAAAGGAGUCUGUAACAGACUACACUACACCUUCUUCUCAUCCUAACACAGUGGCUACUAGCAGUACAAAAAUGGAGGAGACUUUGGUGACGAACGUGCCCCUGCCCCACACCCUUCCCCUCCCUAGGAGGGAGACUUUACAACAGAGCUCCAGCCUAACUCCAGUUUCUCCCGCUACCGUCGACCUCACCCUCAAGAUGGAGUCUGCACGCAAAGCAUGGGAGAAUUCCCCAAACAUGGGGGAGAAGAGUUCACCAGUGACCUCAGCAGCAUCUCCCAUUGCUGGUGGCAGCAGCAGCAGCAGCAGCAACACUGGGCCAAGCAGUGGCACCUACAGCUCUUUCUCAAGUGCAUCAAUGCCUCCUAUUCCUGUGGCCUCAGUUACCCCCACAACAUCCCUCUCAGGAGCUGGAACAUACACAACCUCUUCACUGAGUACAAAGACUGCAAGCACCUCAGACCCUCCUAACAUCUGCAAAGUGAAACCCCAGCAGCUGCAGACAAGCAGCCUGGCUUCUGCCAGCCACUUCUCCCAGCUGAGCUGCAUGCCAUCCCUCAUUGCCCAGCAGCAGCAAAGUCCCCAGGUCUAUGUGUCUCAGUCUGCAGCAGGCACUGCAGCUCAAAUCCCAGCAUUCUACAUGGAUACAAGUCACCUGUUCAACACCCAGCACGCCCGUUUGGCACCACCUUCCCUGGCCCAGCAGCAAGGCUUUCAGCCAGGCCUUUCUCAGCCUGCUUCAGUUCAGCAGAUCCCCAUCCCCAUCUAUGCACCCCUGCAGGGACAGCAUCAAGCCCAGCUGAGUUUAGGAGCAGCACCAGCUGUUUCACAAGCCCAAGAGUUGUUCAAUUCCUCUUUACAACCUUACAGAUCCCAGCAAGCUUUCAUGCAGAGUGGUUUGUCUCAGCCAUCACCAGUGGUUCUGUCUGGCACAGCCUUACACAACUUCCCAGCAGUGCAGCACCAGGAGCUGGCCAAGGCCCAGUCCAGCCUGGCAUUCCAGCAGACCUCCAAUACUCAGCCUAUUCCCAUCCUGUAUGAGCAUCAGCUUGGGCAGGCUUCAGGGCUGGGAGGCUCUCAGCUCAUUGAUACCCACAUCCUGCAGGCCAGAGCUACCCUCACUCAGGCUUCAAAUCUCUACUCUGGGCAGGUUCAGCAGCCUGGCCAGAGCAAUUUCUACAACACUGCACAGUCUCCCAGUGCUCUCCAGCAGGUAAACUAUGGCAUGGUGACAGUACCUUUGCCAGGAUCACAGAUUUCCCUGCCCAACUUUGGAUCCACAGCCCAGCCACUGAUAGCCCUGCCCCAGUCCCUGCAGCCUCCACUACAGCACACCCCACCACAAGCUCAGGCUCAGAACCUGAGCAGACCUGCCCAGGUGACCCAGCCCUUCAGAGGAUUGAUCCCAGCAGGAACUCAGCACAGCAUGAUUGCUGCAACUGGGAAGAUGGAAUCCCAGCUUUACAGGCACCGGGGAUUUUCGGAUAGUGUGCAGCACUCGGCAGUUGCAGUUCGCUUCCAGAUAUCAGAAAUGGACCUGAAGGCCUUUGGAGGUGGCAUUGAUGUUAAACCUGGAACACCACCAGUUACUGGCAGGAGCACGACCCCAACCUCCAGUCCCUUCCGGGCCAGUUCUACAAGUCCUAACAAUCAGUCCAAUAAAAUGAACAGCAUUGUGUACCAGAAGCAGUUCCAGUCAGCAGCUGCAGCUGUGAGAAUGACACAGCCCUUUCCUGCACAGUUUGCACCACAGGCAAAGCAAAGAGCAGAGGUCCUUCAGUCCACCCAGAGGUUCUUUUCUGAGCAGCAGCAGCAGCAGCAGAACAAACCCAUAGGAGGCAAAGCCCCCAAAGUGGAGGAGAACGGGAGCAAACCCAGCGAGGCGAUUGCUGACUCUGCAGGAGUGUGCCAGGACAAAGGCGAGGAAAAGGCCGCCCCUGCGCCUGCUGCCACACCCAAGCCCGUCAGAACUGGACCAAUCAAACCUCAGGCAAUCAAAACCGAGGAAACAAAAUCUUAGAGGCUGUGUUCCCGUGGAGGGGGAGAGGGGAGGGUGGGCGAGGUGUCAGCAGCAUCAAUUGGUGGCCCGAAGGAUGAAGAGCAGCCUGCCCUCCCUGCCGGGCUCUGGGCGGCCCCAUGGGGCCUGGGUGCCAGCAGCAGAGGUGGUGCCAGCUGCUGUGGUGCCAGCUGAGCCCUGGCUCUUGGGGUCACACCUGCUCUAACAGCAUGAAGGCUGCUUUGGGGUGUGCACGUGCCACACGUGUGUGCCCCCUUUGGCUCACACCCGCCUGCUUCCCAAAGCCACGGCCCGGAGCAGCAGCGGCGGUGGGGAGGCAUUUCCUAGCUGACACAAUGACCCCUUAUUCUCUUCAGGCUCUGAUCUUCAGCUGCUAUUUAUCUUUUUAUAAACCCGUGAGUAGGAGAACAUGCAGAUCUGAAGAUGGUGCUGGGCCAAGUAAUGUGUGUUAAGUUUUUAGUGACUUAAGAAGCUUCUAUCUUGUAUAAACAGAGGGAUCCACGCACUUGCCACACGAGGCUUAACCUAACACAGAGUAACACUGGCAGUGUUGGAUUUCCCUCUGAAGGCAGUGCUUUGCUGGCUGCUGCUGCUUGGAUGACAAUUUACUGCAUUUAGAUCACCAUAUGAAAAAGCUACUUGGCCACCUGUGUCCUCUCCACCCGCUGCCCCCUCAGUGGCUCUCACCCCUGGAGUUGAAGGUUCGUUGCAUCAAUAGUCAGAUUUGUUCCGUUCACCCCUGUCCAGCUGUCUUGAUAUGAUGCAAGUGGUCCCUAAACGGUUUCCAGUUUCUGUCUGUAACACAGCAACGAGCACUUAAACUGUGCCACGAGAAUAAAAGAAACCUUAUCAGAUGAACGAGAGUUUUAUCUCAAAGGUGCAUUCUUUAUAUCAGAGCUGCGUCGCACCACCUCCUUGCCCACAGUGUGCUGGAAAGUAGAAUCAAGUCAAAUAAAUGCCUUUUUAAUUGUAUCCUCUAGUAUUCUAGCUGUAGGACAGUACUGUAUGAUACUUCUGUGAAUGUAAGAUAUCCUGUACCUGCUUAUGAUAUGUAGUAGUGACUGUGCUAUACUGGAGCUGUUUUUAAUAAUGUUAUUCUAGAGGUUUUUUUCCAGACAAUGAUUGAAAAAGCUAAUAAAAAGCACCAGGUACCACAUCAGUAGCAGAAUUUGCUGGUUUUUUCUGGGAUUUUUUUUCUUUUUUUUACGUUUUUUGGAAGGAAGAGUUGAAAGUCUAAUGUGUAUAAUUUUGUUCAAAUGACUGCAGAAGCUGGAAAGGCUGUUGCUGCUAUUGAUGCCUAGUGAAUCGCUAUUGGUUAUCUUUUUAUAUAAAUAUAUAUAUAAUUUGAAUUUUUGGAAACUAGCUGUGAUGUCAACUUUGGAAAAAAGUAUCCCACUUGUAGUGUGAGUUGGCAUUGUACAGAAAUUAACAGCCAUAUUGGUCUAGAAAUGUUAAACUUAAUUUUUUUUCCAUUUGUACAGGGGUAACGCACUGUAUGAAAUAUGUACGGUCUUAUUUACAUGGGUUUGAUUACAGAAACUAAUAAAGUAUUCUCUAAAUAAA